Molecule: messenger RNA, 1617 nt
Organism: Fraxinus pennsylvanica
Lineage: Eukaryota; Viridiplantae; Streptophyta; Magnoliopsida; Lamiales; Oleaceae
Source: the annotation of a GenBank genome assembly
AUGGAUUUGGGUAUGGCGUAUAAGGAUUCUAGCUGGUGGGUUUUCACUUUGCCUGCAUUUCUUGGCUCUGAAAAUAUUCUGGAUGAGUAUAUACUUCUUGCAAUAUUACUGGCUGCUUUAUUUCUUGCUGUUUUUACAUGGGUUGUUUCUCCCGGCGGCACAGCAUGGAAAAAUGGCAGAAAUCGACAUGGGGCUGUUCAAAUCCCCGGGCCGAGAGGUUUACCAGUAUUCGGAAACCUGUUUAAUCUCAGCCGGGGCUUGGCCCAUCGCUCUUUAGCCGCCAUGGCUGUAGCUUGCAAAGCUAAGCAGCUCAUGGCGUUCAGCCUCGGCGCCACCCCUGUUGUAGUGGCUUCAGAUCCUCUUACUGCAAAAGAGAUUUUAACCUCUCCUCACUUUGCUGAUCGGCCUAUUAAGCAGUCGGCUAAGAGCCUGAUGUUUAGCCGAGCAAUUGGGUUUGCUCCUAAUGGAACCUACUGGAGGCUCCUCCGCCGCAUUGCUGCCUCCCACCUCUUCGCUCCCCGCCUCAUUGCGGCGCACGAAGCUGGCCGUCAAAUGGACUGCUCCGCCAUGUUGAGGGACAUAGAAUAUGAACAGGCACUCAACGGGAGAGUCUCUUUAAAGAAGCAUUUACAAGCUGCAGCAUUAAAUAACAUAAUGGGGAGCGUUUUUGGUAAACGUUACGACCAGGCUGGGUCUAGCGAGGAGCUCAAGGAACUGAAGGGCAUGAUUAGAGAAGGGUUUGAGCUUUUAGGUGCAUUCAAUUUUUCAGAUUAUUUGCCAUGGAUUUCGUACUUCUACGACCCGUUUAGGAUUGUUUCUCGGUGUGAAGAACUCGUCCCACGGGUUCGAAAUCUGGUGAAGGGAAUAAUUGAGGAACAUAAACUGAAAAAUCAAAGUGAAAAUAUUGCUGAUCCUGAUGAUUUUGUUGAUGUUUUGCUCCAUUUGGAGGGUGAAGAGAAGCUGAAUGAAGAUGAUAUGAUUGCUGUUUUGUGGGAAAUGAUAUUCAGAGGAACUGAUACAACUGCCUUGCUAACUGAAUGGGUUAUGGCGGAGCUGGUGUUGCACCCGGAGAUUCAAAGGAAGCUGCAGGAAGAAAUCGAUGGUACGGUCGGGAGCCGAAACAUUACAGACGCUGACACGGCGAAGCUUCCCUACUUGCAAGCAGUGAUCAAGGAGACUUUAAGGGUUCAUCCUCCGGGGCCGCUCCUCUCGUGGGCCAGGCUUUCCACGGCGGAUGUCGAACUCAGCAAUGGAAUGGUGGUUCCGGCUAACACGACGGCUAUGGUCAACAUGUGGUCAAUUACCCACGACGCGGAUGUAUGGGAAGAUCCAUUGGAGUUUCGUCCUGAAAGGUUUCUGACAGCCCAUGGUGGGAAGGAUUUUGACGUGAGAGGUUGUGAUUUAAGAUUGGCACCUUUCGGGGCCGGCCGCAGGGUCUGCCCGGGCAAGAAUUUGGGACUUGUGACUGUGGCUCUUUGGGUGGCGAAGCUGGUGCGCCACUUCGACUGGGCGGAGGAUAAGGCUAAUAUGGUUGAUCUUAGUGAAGUUUUGAAGCUGUCUAGUGAAAUGAAGUAUCCACUGUUUGCUGUUACCGAGUCAAGGAAGGUUCUAUUUUAG